Molecule: messenger RNA, 2639 nt
Organism: Lepidothrix coronata (blue-crowned manakin)
Lineage: Eukaryota; Metazoa; Chordata; Aves; Passeriformes; Pipridae
Gene: NMBR
Product: neuromedin B receptor
Exons: 3
Coding region: 1-1167 (388 amino acids)
Biological process (GO): bombesin receptor signaling pathway
Cellular component (GO): membrane
Molecular function (GO): bombesin receptor activity
Source: RefSeq, a predicted model, not a curated record
AUGGAGCCAGAGCUCUCGCCCGAGCUCACAACAAUGCCCCUUGGGGAGAAUGGGAGUGCCCACCUGGUGCCCGACACAGCCCUGCUGCCCCCAGAGAAGGGCAUGGCCAUGUUCAUCAUCCGUUGUGUGAUCCCAUCGCUUUACCUCCUCAUCAUCACUGUCGGCUUGCUGGGCAACAUCACACUUAUGAAGAUCUUCAUUUCCAACAGUGCCAUGAGAAGUGUGCCCAACAUCUUCAUCUCCAGCCUUGCAGCUGGUGAUCUGCUGCUGCUAGUGACCUGUGUCCCCGUGGACGCCUCCCGGUAUUUCUCUGAGGAGUGGCUCUUUGGGGAGCUGGGCUGCAAGCUCAUCCCUGUCAUACAGCUCACCUCCGUUGGUGUCUCCGUCUUCACUCUCACUGCCCUCAGUGCUGACAGGUACAAAGCAAUUGUAAAUCCCAUGGACAUCCAGACCUCCAGUGCAGUGCUAUGGACCUGUCUUAAAGCCGCUGCCAUCUGGGUAAUCUCCAUGCUCCUAGCAGUUCCUGAAGCAGUGUUCUCCGAACUGGCUCACAUCAAUGACACAGAUAAUGCCACUUUCACAGCGUGCAUACCAUACCCCAUGACAGAUGACAUGCACCCAAAGAUCCAUUCUGUGCUGCUUUUCCUUGUAUAUUUCCUUGUGCCUCUUGUGAUUAUUAGUAUCUACUACUAUCAUAUUGCAAAGAGUUUAAUAAAAAGCGCUCACAACAUCCCUGGAGAAUACAGUGAGCAUUCCAAAAGACAGAUGGAAACUCGGAAACGUCUGGCAAAAAUUGUUCUAGUUUUUGUUGGCUUCUUUGCUAUCUGCUGGUUUCCUAACCAUGUGCUAUACAUGUACCGAUCUUUUCAUUACAAUAAGAUUGAUCCAUCAACAGGACAUAUGGUUGUUACCUUAGUGGCCCGAGUGCUAAGCUUCUGCAAUUCUUGUGUCAACCCAUUUGCAUUGUAUUUUCUCAGUGAGAGUUUCAGAAGGCAUUUCAACAACCAGCUUUGCUGCAGGAAGAAAGCUCAGCAAGAGAGAUCUGCCAGCUACUUGCGCAACUCUUCUGCCAUUCAAAUGACUUCCCUGAAAAGCAAUACCAGGAACACAGCAACUACCAUGACACAACUGAAUGGGCACAACUUGAAACAAGAAAUGUCAUUAUGAUUUAACAUGUGUAAUUUUUGACUGUGAAACAAAUUUGAACAUUUUAUUUGAAGUUUGUAACUCACUUUUGGCUCUCGUGAUUAGACUGUCUAAGUACUCAAAAUAGAGGUUCUCUCAAAGCCUGACCAGUAUCAGAUUAUCUCACACCUAGUCUGACUCUUAGAUAGAAAUGAGCAGUACAUUUUAUUGAGAAACCAAAACUGACUGGUGUUACACUGUACUUUAAAGGACAUGCUAGUAUGUGUUUAACAUGAAGGAAAGCAGCAAAUAUAAUAUUGCUUUAAAAAGUUUAGAUUUUCUGAUUUGAAAAAAUAUGUAUUUUCAACUGAAUAUUGAUCCACGUUUAUGUUUUACUCUAGUAGAUUUUGCAUUAUUUUAGCUGUGUGGUAUCUACAAACAUUGCUCAUUAAGACUGUUAGGCAUUUUGGACUCAAUUAAAGGGCCAUUGCAACACAUAAAUUCUAGUUUCAGACAAAAAAGUAUUCAAGUAUCGAGUGCCAGAUUUUUACCUCAUUGAAAUCCACCUUGUUUGUUCACUUUGGUAGACAUACAUGAUGAGAUUUUACUCUUUGAAGCUUCUGUUUGCUGCUGAGGUCAGAAGUUUAUCUGCUAAAAUUUCAUUCUUUUCAUGGUUAACAUAUCAAAAGAAAAAUGUGUGCAACAUGCAGGUUUUCUAGAACUCAGUGUCUGAAAGUUCAUUUCUCUGACUGUUAAGACUGUGGCACCAUUGGUUUAGAGUUUCUACAUGCUAUAUAUUUGCUGCUAACUGAUGUUGUUGAUAUCAGUACACAGCUAAGAAGGAUGCUAAGUGUACUGGGAGGGUUGAACAUUCAAGAAGGUAAAAUUCUGAGUGGCUGCUUCACAGGGAUUCUGUGGCAAGUCUUCAUACAGCUCAGCAAGAUCUCAGAGUGCAGAACCCAGAUUAAUACCAGACAAAACCAAUCUGAAGGAUGCCAUGCAGGAGCGCACUCAACAUACUCUGAUCGCUAAGGAUCAUCCAGACCAUGAGCCAGACAAGUCCUAGUCUGAAACAACUCCCAACUAAUGACACAUGGGUGGCUGGCAUGAGUAGCUGGCAUUGGUUGCUCAGUACCAGCUGUUUGCUUUCUGUGUUUUAAGCACAUGUCUUAUGAGGAAUUGCUGAAUGAGCGGGAGUUAUGUAGUCUGGAGAAAAGGAGGCUCUGGGGGACCUUAUCAGUCUCUAAAACUCUGUGGAAGGAGGUUGAAGCCAGGUGGGGGUGAGUCUCUUCUUCCAAGUAAUAACUGACAGGCCGAGAGGAAAUAGCUUCAAGCUGUGUCAGGGAAUGUUUAGAUUAGAUUUUAGGAAAAAUGUUUUCACUCAAAGGGUGAUCAGGCAUAUUAGAAUAGGCUACCUAGGUAAGUGCUGGAGUCACCAUCCCUGGAAAUGUUCAAAAAGAGUGUGUAUAUAUCAGUUGGGGAUAUGGUUUAGUGGUGAACAUGGUGGUGCUAGG